UUUCUUCAGAUCUCCAUUGUAACGGGUUUGUUCAUAUUGCAAAAUAGGGCCGUGGAACAGCACCAAAGAGGAGCUGCAAAUGGUAUUGCCAUGACCUUGAUGUCACUUUUUAAAGCAGCAGGUCCAGCAGGAGGAGGAGCACUUUUUUCCUGGGCAGAGAAGCGUCAGGAUGCUGGCUUCCUUCCAGGAAACCAAAUUGUGUUCUUCAUCUUGAAUAUAAUUGAGGUAGUCGGAGUGUUGAUGACAUUCAAACCAUUUUUAGUGGAACGUAGACGAUGAUUAUUUUCCCUCAAGAGAGUGUUAAUCGUUGUUCUCCAUCUAUCACUAGCUGUGCCACAUGUAUUCCAUCUUCAUCAGAUUUAAUUUUCUUAGAAACAUUUGUAUACUGAAUUAAUCAGCUGUAAUUGAGAGAGAGAAUUAUACUCAUUGAUUCCUACGAGUAUAUGUAGUUCAUGGGAUUAUUCAGAAUA
Molecule: messenger RNA, 470 nt
Organism: Olea europaea var. sylvestris
Lineage: Eukaryota; Viridiplantae; Streptophyta; Magnoliopsida; Lamiales; Oleaceae
Product: protein ZINC INDUCED FACILITATOR 1-like
Exons: 4
Biological process (GO): regulation of stomatal closure
Cellular component (GO): plant-type vacuole membrane; plasma membrane
Molecular function (GO): solute:potassium antiporter activity
Source: RefSeq, a predicted model, not a curated record